AUGUCAGAAUCUUUUGUGUUGCACGAAGAACUGUUGAAAUUGCAAGAAAAAGAUUAUUUCAUACAUAAUGAAGUUCAAAUUACUGAUAUAAAUGAAAGUGACCUUGAGGGGUUGCUUAAUGAUAUAGUUGAGAAAAUAGCGGUCUCCUCUUCCGUAGUCACCGAGCCCGAGAUAUUUGAUGUAUUACGUUCGAAUUUCAAUAGACUGAAACCUUCAGUAAUGAGUCGAAUUCUAGAUACGAUUAUAUCUGGGCUUCAAUCAGAAAUCGAAAAUACUUCAAGAGAUAUAGAUGCAAAUGAUGAGGAAACUUUUCCAAGUCGCCGAGAAUCUUUGGAAAUGUACGCGUUUUUGUUAGGUUGGAUAAUUAACUUGGCAGAGACUAAAACGGCAUCCAAAAAUACGGCUGUUACCGCCGGGUCAAGUACUGGAGAGGAGCCUGUGGUCAAUGCUGGUGACAGCGGCAGCGGAAGGGGAAAAGGGAAAAAAUCACUCAAAGCCUCUUCUGAUUCCGAAGGAUGGAAUUGGUCUGCGCAAAAAAUUAUAACAUUAGAAUUAAUAUCUUCAGUUUUGGACCUAAGGAUCAAUAGAAUAUGGACUUCUACUCAUGAGAGGGAUACAUUUGUUAGUGUGUUUACGAAAUCAGCAUACCAAAUGCUAGAAAAUACUGCAAACACUAAGAUCGCAAAACUUAAGUUUUGUGUAUACAAGAUUUUAUCGAAAUGCGUAAAGGAUUAUAAUCAUGCAUUUGGCGCACAAACAACCAUCAUUCAAAAUUUACAGUAUUAUGAACAUCUUUCCGAACCAAUGGCCGAGUUCCUGGAGGUGCUGGCAAAUCAAUUUGAUCAUACACAAUUGGCCGAAGAAAUUCUAAUUGAAAUAAGCAACAAAGAAUUUAAAGGACAAGACACAACCAUUCCAAAAUCGUAUUCCAAAUUCUUAUUUAAAUUUUCCGAGUUGGUUCCAAAAUUAGUGUUAAAACAUAUCGGGCUUCUGAUCAAGCAUUUGGAUAGUGAGUCGCACACGAUGCGAUGUGGAUUCAUUGAAGUCAUUGGUUGUCUUAUUUCACAUAUCGCAAAUCAGGAGGAACAGACCGAAGUUUCAAAAAAUCAGGUUAAUGGUUUCUUUGAUGUUCUUGAAGAACGGUUUCUUGACAACAAUUCUUAUUGCCGUUCAAAAAUUUUACAAGUUUGUCUUAAAUUAUGCGACCUAAAAGUCAAGUUCCCGAAACGUCGACAAAGACUCACUGAUUUAGUUAUCAGAUCUUUGGAAGACAAAACUCCGACAGUACGAAAAAAUGCAAUCAAAUUGCUUACCAAACUAAUCACAACUCAUCCAUAUGGAAUGAUGCAUGGUGGUGAAUUAUCGGUUAAUGAAUGGGAAGAAAGAUUGCGCAAAGCUGAUGAAGAAUUGAAGGCAGUACAACCACCGACAGAAUUACAAGGAGUCGAAGAAGAAAAUCAACCAGUAAUCGAUGACGAAGAAAAUAAAGAAAACAUAGAAACUAAUACUUCGCUACUGUCGAUUGACCGAGACAAUCAUCAAAGUUCAAAUGGAAAUGAAGACGAGCUCAGAGUGACCAAUGACGCUUUCACAAAAUUACAACUGACCAAGCGAUUUUACGCGGAUGCUGUACGAUUUAUUCAUCAAAUCCACACUGCUAUCCCGACAUUAUGUGUAUUACUGGCUUCAACUAAUAAGGCCGAAGUGCUAGAAGCAAUAGAAUUUUUUGUCGCAGCCCAUACUUAUAAAAUUGAAAAGGCCAACGAAGGAAUAAAAAAGAUGGUGCAUCUUAUUUGGACCAAAGAUAAUAGUGACGAAGGGAAAGGUGUCAGGAAGCGCCUAAUCGAUUCGUAUCGGACACUCUACCUUUCACCGGACGACUCACUGACAGAAAAUGAAAACGUUGAUGUGAUAACCAAAAAUUUAAUAAGUCUCACUUUUAACGCGACUUUGGCCGAAUUAACCUCCCUUGAUUUACUAUUGAGUACAAUGAUGGCUGAGGCAGAUGGAUGCAUUUCAGACAAUAUAAUUGAGAAAUUAUGGUCUGUGUAUGCUACUACACGUAAUAUAUCCAAAGUUCAACGUCGAGGAGCAAUAAUUGUGUUGGGCAUGCUUGCAAAAGCUAAAACUGAAAUCAUUUCCGAAAAGACGGAUUUUCUUCUUAAAAUUGGUCUUGGACCUUUAGGCAAAGCUGAUUUGGCCUUGGCGAGAUAUACUUGUAUUGCAUUACAAUGUCUUGCUGGAACUUAUUUUUCAAAUGUAGGCUCAUUAAAUAAUGAUUCGAUUCGUUUCCCUAUGACUCAUUCGAUUUUUCAACGUCUUCAAGAAAUUAUCGAAUUUCCCACAAAAUCCCACGAAUGGUUUGCUGUUGCUGAGCAGGCAAUCAACACAAUCUAUCUUCUUGGUGAGCAUCCCGAUAUACUGUGUGGCGAUAUUAUUAAGAAAAGAACAGCCUUGGUAUUCGAUAUUAAACCACCAUCCACCGAAGAAUCCAGUAUAAAUCAGGAAGAUGAAAGUAUUCUCGGAUCUCAAGAAACAUUUACGACAUAUCCAAUUCAUUUGAGUCAACUUUUAUUUAUUGUUGGUCAUGUGGCAAUUAAACAAAUCGUACACCUUGAAGUUAUUGAAGCUGAAUGGAAACGUAGGAAAGCCGAUGGCGACUCAAAGGACAAAGCUAAAGCUGUGGCCAAGACAGUCGGAGAAGAUGAAUUAGAUCAAAUCGCCGGCACAACUGAAGAUGAAUUCGGUGAAGCGAUUUCUCAUAUCCGUGAAAAAGAACUAUUGUUUGGCUCGAAUUCAUUAUUACCUGUUUUCGGAUCUAUGGCUACACAUAUAUGCUCAAAUAAUAAAUCUUAUAAAGAUCCAACUUUGCAAAUCGCAGCUACCUUGGCCCUUUCCAAAUUCAUGUGUGUCAGUUCGGAAUUUUGCGAAAACAAUUUACAGUUAUUGUUAACUAUUUUAGAACGCGCCACUGAGCCGAUCAUUCGAAGCAACAUUAUCAUUGCUCUCGGUGAUAUGACCGUUUGCUUCAAUAAUGUUAUUGAUGAAAAUAUCAAUUACCUAUACAAGCGUCUCGCUGACCCAGAUAUCAUGGUGAAAAAGAACACAUUGAUGGUGUUAACUCACUUGAUUUUGAACGGAAUGAUUAAAGUCAAAGGACAGUUAGGAGAGAUGGCCAAAUGCUUGGAAGAUAAAGAUGAAAGAAUCAGUGAUCUCGCAAGGUUGUUCUUUACUGAGCUUGCCUCAAAAGACAAUGCCGUCUACAAUAAUCUGCCAGAUAUAAUAAGUAAUUUGUCAUCUGGUGAGAAUGCAGUCAAUGAAGAUUCAUUCAAGGAAAUUAUGAAGUUCCUUUUCGAAUUUAUUGAAAAGGACAAACAAACCGAAAAUGUGGUGGAAAAACUUUGUCAACGGUUUAAGAAUUUAGAUGAUAAACGACAAUGGCGAGACAUUGCCUUUUGUCUCUCCUUGUUAUCCUACAAGAGCGAAAAAAGCUUUAAAAAAUUGGUUGAAGGAAUUCCAAACUAUCAAGAUAAAUUACACGAAGAAGCUGUGUAUAAGCAUUUUAUGGAGAUUAUAUCUAAGGCGAAUUCUCAAAAACCGCAAAAGCCUGAAUUGAAGCAAAUCGUAGAUGAAUUCGAAAACCGAAUCACGGAGCUAAAAUCCCGUGUUGAAGAACAAGAGGAAACUAUGAAAAAAGCGAAAGCAGUCGCAAAAAUGACAGCAAAAACAGUAACAACGAAACCAGUGGCUUCAUCAUCAUCUGUUCAUCUGGAAUCCAUUUAUGAAAAUAAUGAAAGGGCUGCUGCAACUUCUUCCUCAGAUAUUAGUCAUCAAUCCGUUGCUGUUGCAUCAUCGUGCUCCUCCCCUUCCUCUUCUGUCCCUCUAAAAAGCCGGUACAAAGAAAGCGAACUUAGAAGAUCGACACGAAUAUCAAGUACAAAUGUCAAAAAGUCGAGCUCUGUUCAUAUUGCCACUACAUCUACCUCUGCCAACAAAAUUUCCUCCAAUACUGCAACAAAAUUAACAUCCUUAGAAAAAAAUACAAGGAGAAAAUCUGCGUCAACUACACCUUCACCUCCCAUCACCACCUCAUCUACUCGAUCAUCCAUUUCAUCGAUUAGCUCAGCAGAAGAUAUUAUUUCUUCCCGUUCAGCUCGUAAUAUAAGUUCUUUUGAAUCUAAUCGCUCAUCUAUUUCAUCGAUUAGUUCAGAAGAUAUUUCUUCCCGUUCAGUUCGUAAUAGAAGGAUUUCAAGUUCUUCUGAAUCUAGUCGAUCAUCUAUUUCAGCAGAAAAUAUUAUUUCUUCCCGUUCAGUUCGUAAUAGAAGGAUUUCAAGUUCUUCUGAAUCUAAUCCCUUAUAA
Messenger RNA from Ambispora gerdemannii, 4359 nucleotides. The record is from the annotation of a GenBank genome assembly. Lineage: Eukaryota; Fungi; Glomeromycota; Glomeromycetes; Archaeosporales; Ambisporaceae.